AUGAAUCUUCGCAACAGAAAGUCCGCCGGAUUAGAGCGGUUACCUUACGACACGCUCAAGGUCAUCUUCGGAUGCCUCUCAGCAGCUGCCUUCUACAUUACCUGGGGUCGAUCCUUGCUCGAUGGAACCUUGAUGCAAAUACUGGCGCUUCGAGGGGCCAAGACUCCCUCGGUACCGGGCACGAACGAACCUCUGCGAAUGACCUUCACAGGGAUUGUACCGGUGGAUUACUGGUUCACGAUUAUGGUGCUGUUUUUCUGGGAAGCGCUGGAUGGCAGUCACCCCGAUACCAGUCUUACAGGGGUCUACUUCCUGGGACAACUCGUCGGCAUCUGGAUGCUAGUCUGGCUUGAGGGUGCGCGUGCUGGGAGUCUGAAGACGGUCGUAUCGUGGACAGUUAUGUGGGCAUGCGCCAUGCAGAAUCUUACCCUCGCGUGCUUCGGGCCAAUCUUCUACACGCUCUGUCUUGCCGUCCGCUGGCCAGGAAACGGAGCGCCCAGCAAGGACGCCCUGCUCAUCCGUCCGCUUGAUCUACGUGUGUUGCCGUUUUCGGUAUUCCUUGGGUACAUCCUGCCAAGCGUCAGCAUGGCGCUGCCAUCUCCAGGGAUUGUAAGCUUCAGGACUCAGCAAGCCGUGAUUUCCGUUUGGACCUUCUUUCCGGUUUGGGUUGGAGCAAUCCACGCCAUCUUAUCGCGCGUCGCCGUCUCUCUGGGUAUGGCAGGAGCGGCACGGUCGCCUCAAGCCCACCUCGUCAACGCGCGCGUGCUCUACGCAAUCACCAUUGUGGUCACAACGGUCGUGCACGUCGCGAUUGUGACCCUCUCACUCAGCACCGUCCUGUUUCCGGCACUCUACACGCCCUCUACACUGGCUGCGUUCGCGCCAGCCCACCUGCUCUUUCCAACCGCCAGCGGCAUUGUGGCCUCAAUCGGCGAGGGCGUGCUCAACUUCAUGCUGCUUGAUCAAUAUAUCGGGUAUGGAUCGACGUUGCUGUGGGCGGCCGUGCUACACUGGGACUCAUUGCAGCGCCUGUCGGUCCUGCAAGUGAUCGGGGCUGGGAUGAUAUCAAUCUGCGGUUGUCUAGUGUGCGGACCAGCAAGCGUUGCGGUUGGAUUAGUGUGGGCGAGAGAUGAAGUGGUGCUGAGCGCUGAGGAAGACAUGGUGGGCGGCAAAUGCUCUGUAUCCAGGAAUCUGUGA
Messenger RNA from Coniosporium apollinis CBS 100218, 1197 nucleotides. RefSeq lists its product as uncharacterized. The record is from RefSeq and is a predicted model, not a curated record. The transcript has 2 exons. Lineage: Eukaryota; Fungi; Ascomycota; Dothideomycetes. The coding region runs from base 1 to 1197 and encodes 398 amino acids.